This is a messenger RNA of Megalobrama amblycephala (Wuchang bream), 4005 nucleotides long. It is a transcript of the gene ncoa7b, whose product is annotated as nuclear receptor coactivator 7. Gene Ontology annotation, biological process: regulation of transcription by RNA polymerase II; response to oxidative stress. The transcript is spliced from 16 exons. Gene Ontology annotation, cellular component: nucleus. The record is from RefSeq and is a predicted model, not a curated record. NCBI's taxonomy places the organism in Eukaryota, Metazoa, Chordata, Actinopteri, Cypriniformes, Xenocyprididae. Bases 452 to 2806 code for a protein of 784 amino acids.
GAGAAAACCGACAUUUAAAUUUAGAUAUGAAUACAUAAAUAAUUCCAUUUGCAAACCCAAACACGCACAUCAAACGUUUUUGACGAUUGACUCUCGAUAUAACGCGUCAAAGUCCCGAAAGCAGGCGUCGGUGUUUCGGAAAUAUAUCAGGAAACAAACGGAAUCCGCUCUGAAUCCCGAAAUGGAAGGACUUUAAUACCUUUAGCUUUAGCCUGUUAGCCUGGACUGCAUGUGUGUGUGUUUAUAUCAACAAUAGUGGAUUCUCAUUCACAUCUACACGAAUAAGAAGAGCGUUUAUAUGAUCGACGAGAACAUCAAGUGAAGAAGGAGCUGCUGGAUCUUCAGGGAUGUAGUGUUUGUUUAGGACAGGAACGCUCGGGCAACGCUGCACGACGGAAGGAGAGGCCCCGAUACCGGACUGGAAAGAGUUGCUGCGUCUCAGGGGUCCGUAAUGGAGAAGACGGAGAAGAGGCCUGGAUACUUUGCCAGGCUGAAGAAGAAACGGCAACAGAAGCAGAGCCAAUCGGAGAAAGUGGAUGCUGAUUUGACGCCAGUCAUCUGUGAGCCUGCUCCUAUUGGACAAUCUCAGGAGAGGAAUGUGGAAAGAGAACAGCCUGAGAAAACCAAGAGUGGUCAAAAUGACAGAUCAGAUGACAACAGUAAAUCAUGCAGCCAGACCAAGAAAGAGAAAAAUAAACCUCCAGGAACCGUGGAGUACACCGUUGGACUGAAGGACACUCUGAACAGCAUCGCUCUGAAGUUCAACAUCACUCCAAACAAACUGGUGCAGCUGAACCGGCUCUUCUCGCACAGCGUCUUACCUGGACAGAAAUUGUUUGUUCCUGAUGUGGACCAAUCAGAGGGCGGUUCUCAGGUCAACGGUUCCUCUGAACAUCUCACAGCAUCAGAGAAGGACGGUGAAUCGAGCAGCAGGUCCGGGCGGCCCGUGCGCAGAGAGGUGUCGCCCCUGUCUGAAGACGAGAGUCCGGCCACCGUCAAAUUCAUCAAGAUGAGCUGCAAGUACUUCACUGAUGGCAUGGGCGUUGUCGGAGGAGUGAUGAUUAUAACGCCCAAUAACAUCAUGUUCGACCCGCACAAGUCGGACCCACUGGUGAUCGAGAACGGCUGUGAGGAGUACGGCCUCAUCUGCCCCAUGGAGGAGGUGCUGUCCGUGGCCCUGUAUGACGACGUGUCCCGCAUGAAGCUCAAGGACGCGUUGCCAUCUGAUGAACCGCGGGAUCUCUGUCCGUUAUACAGGCCAGGUGAGUGGGAGGAGCUUCCCUCAGAACGCGAUCUGAACCCUUUUAGUCGUUACGAGGCUCUCGGAGCGCCCAACCGCCCAAUCAUAUUAGACGAUAUCGAAUCGGCCGUCUCUGAGAUAUCAGAGUGCCAAAUCGCUGACAAAUCGCCAUCAGAUGAAGGUUUCACUGAACUGGAGCUGCUGCAGAGUGAGUCCAACACUACCUGCUCCGGCCAGGAGGGGGCGUCGCUACAGGAGCACAGAAAGACGCCCACCCGGCUGUCAAUGGACCAAAAAGACACAUCCGUGAGGUCUUUUCAUGCCGAGGAAGAUGAAGAUGAAGGACUUCACAACCGUUCCACAGAUGACAACGCAGAGCUGCUACAGUCUCUUCCCGCACUGGUGCAUGAUGGGAAGGUGGCUGCAAUAGAAGAGGAUGAGGUGACCAAAACAAUAGUAAACGGUGUCUCGGCAAUCGAGGUGAACGCAAACGACCAAAAAUGGAAGGUGACCCCAGAGGAGUCUGGGAAAUGUAGUCCGCCUGGGCCAAAUGUUGAGGGACCAAACUCAGACGUAGAGCUUUCUGAAGAAGAGAAACGCAGACGAGCCAGUGAAGCCGAGGUGAAGUCAUGGCUGCUGAAGAGAAUGCAGAGACCAAUCGAAGACAUGCUGCUGUUCAACGAAGAAAAGAGCAAAGCUCCGCCCAUGUUCCUUUGCUUUAAGGUGGGGAAGCCAAUGAGGAAGUCCUUUGCCACUGGUCGGACGUCUAGCCCCGCCCACUCAUUGAUUGGCAGGGGGCGGCAGCCGGAGUAUUGGUUUGCUGUGCCUCAAGAGAGGGUGGACCACCUGUACUCGUUCUUCAUCCAGUGGUCUCCAGAUGCUUACGGUAAGGACGCUCAGGAGCAGGGCUUCGUGGUCGUGGAGAAAGACGAGCUCACCAUGAUCGACAACUUCUUCAGUGACCCGGUUCCUCGCAGCUGGGAGAUCAUCACGAUUAAUGAGGCCAAGAGACGCCAGAGCUUCAGCUUUGAGGACGAGGAACCUCUAGAUCUUCUUCCUGUGCUGAUGGACCCCAGCGCACUCCUGGAGGACAUGCACAUUGAGAAGUUGUCCACUCGUUUGCCGGCACGUGUUCAGGGUUAUCCGUGGCGCCUGGUCUACAGUACGGUCGUACACGGAACCAGCCUGAAAACCCUGUACAGGAACCUGCUGGAGCUGGACUGCCCUGUGCUGAUGGUCAUCAAAGACAUGGACAACCAGAUUUUUGGAGCGUUUUCCACUCACCCUUUCCGAGUGAGUGAGCACUGUUACGGGACAGGAGAGACCUUCCUCUACAGCUUCUGCCCGGAGAUCAAGGUGUACCGCUGGACGGGUGAAAACUCCUACUUUGUGAAAGGAAACACGGAUUCUCUUCAGAUCGGAGGAGGAGGGGGUCGUCUGGGCCUGUGGCUGGACGCUGACCUUUACCACGGCACCACAUCCAAGUGCUCCACCUUUAAUAACCUGCCACUGUCCUCCAAACAGGACUUCACCAUCCAAAACCUCGAGGUGUGGGCCUUCGAAUGAGCACCUGCGCAUACAUAGACACGCUUACGUACCCACACGCACUGUGAGACACGCUUCGCCAAGCUCACGGCAUGACAUACGAAGAAAUGUUGGGCGUCGCUUUAUCCCGUUCUGUACGAGGCUGUUUGGCGGGUUUGCCCUAUGCGGUUUGCGCAAAUCCAGUCAUACUUGAUGACGAGUUUUUACUUGGUCUGAGCUUCAGACUAGAGUGCAGAGAGAGAAGUUCGUGGCGGCAUUAACCUCCGACGCCACUCUCAGCCAUCCCAGCAUGCAAUGUUCUCUAAAGAUGUUCUCCUGCUGAAAUAUAACCAAUAUAUAAACACAUAUCUGUGUACGUGAACGGAGAGGAAUCGUUUUCCGAACUGUGUAUGAUACUCGGGAAGUAUUCGGUGGCCAAAUCCGCUGCGUCAGGGUCAGUUGCUCAAAUCGAAAAUCUUUUUUGUUUACAUCGUGGCGAUUUGAUGCGUUUAGUUCAUUUGGUGCAUUUUCAUGUUCGUUUGACUCAAGUAAAUGGACAUCCUCCUGCCAAUAUGUACCACGAAUAAUUUUUUUGACCAAAGCAUUUUAUUUGCCUUGUUCUUCAAUGUUUUAUAUUGUUUAUUUGAGUUUUUUAUAUUGAACGUGUAUAAUCAUAUUCCUACGUGAUGAUUGUUUUACUGUUUUGUGAUAUUUUAGGGACUUUUCUAGUUCAUUUGAAAGGGAAGCACUUGAAAUGAAGAGAUGUCAGUAUUAUUUUGAACACUAUUUCACUAGUAACCAGGUUGCUUCAGUUUCUAGCAAAUCAGGUUCACCACUUCACUGUGGGUUUGUGUAUGCAAUCACUCACUGAAUGAUGUCACUUCCUGAUGUUAUCUCGUGGCACGACUUGGAACGGCGUGAAAAGAUGCACAAGUUCUGCUCGGCCUCCGUUGCUGUGACACAAACUGUUGUUGGAGGUCCGAAUGCUUUGAGAUCUCUGGAAGCGUCACUCAUUUCACUACUAGACAGCAUCUGUGGGUAACUAACCGUGUCCAUUCCAAACCCAUAUUGUGUGGUCCGUGUAGGGAAAAAAAAAAAAGUUUACAAGUGUUUCACUCUAAAAAAUUGUCUCUGAUUUCAAACACUGUCCAGUUGUGUAUGGUAGCCAGUGAAUGUCAUAUUUAUUGUGCAUUUCUGUGUUUUAAAGUGAACCAAAUAAAUGCAAUAAAUGAAGAAAUAAA